AUGGUUCCUAACGGGAUGGCCUCCCGCAAGGACCCAAGUAAUACGUGGAAAUUCAGUAGAAAAAUGUGGUGCUCUCUACCAUCAUGCCUACUAUGUGCUCUUCCUAUCGUUGAGGACUGGAUUAAUGGGGAUGGACCGACAAAGCUCGAAAUGGAUGCUGAUCAAGCGCGGUGGAAGACAUAUGACGAUAGUGCGAAGAAACAUAUGCUCGUCCCGUCCGCUGAGGUCGAAAGGACAAUUUUCCAUAAGCAACCCCAGAUAUGGAGAGCUCUCUACCGCGGAAUUCUGGUGGAACCGGAUCAACGGCAUCGCCUCACCGGCAUCACAGUCUUCGAUGGAGAUUGGGGAGUUCAAAAGUUUCCGCGCAGCCCACACCAAGCACGAAUAGGGAGUCGAUUGGAUUCUAUCUUUAUGCCCAAGUAUGCUGCGAAUCUGCUGGAAGAGCUUGGUGCAGCACGAGUCACCAGCCCAGAAGGACCGGACCCCUACUGGCCACCAGCAGAACGGCCUGGAUAUCUGGUCCAUGCCCACUGUUGGGCGCUAUUCGGCCAAGUGGUUGAAGGGGGUGUUGCGCGUAUCGAGGAAAACCUCGACGUCUUUGUUCAGGCAGCGCAACACUUUUGGCAAAAGGAUAGAUUGCGAGAGACACAUGCCUAUAAGACCCGAUGGUGUAUUCCACGUGAUAUUCCAGCAGAGUCAGAUUCCUCCAGCCUCUCGUAUUGUGAGAUGGAAAAAAGAGCCCUUCAUACCGCGCGCGCAAGCUGCCAGAAUCCAUUGUUUGUGCUGAAGCUCGAAGAGGCCAUCCAGCGAAAUCGGAAAAGGAGGAAAGUACACCUACACGUCGGACUCGGUAAUUUUCCGCUGGAUCUCGCGAUCCUGGUAAUUGACACAGUGAUUCCUGCUAAAUACACCGCGAUCGAGGUCCAAAAUGCUCGGAAUUUGCUCGAGGCCUUUCAGUGGACUUUACCGGAUGGCUACUGGCGAAAGCGAUGUGAUUCCAGCCUGCUUUUCGAGGUCAAGGUAUUGGAGAAGACUAAGACACAGAUGGAUUGGCAGGCCCUUGGGCUGGACCUGAUGGGCCUUCUUGUCGAAGACGAAUUCACUAGUGGCCUGCGCAACCGCGAGCGCAUCCUUUUGUUCAUGGACCAUAUCAAGAAGAGAUUCAUCGAAUUUCUGUAA
This is a messenger RNA of Penicillium verrucosum, 1179 nucleotides long. RefSeq lists its product as uncharacterized. The record is from RefSeq and is a predicted model, not a curated record. NCBI's taxonomy places the organism in Eukaryota, Fungi, Ascomycota, Eurotiomycetes, Eurotiales, Aspergillaceae. Bases 1 to 1179 code for a protein of 392 amino acids. The transcript has 2 exons.